Molecule: messenger RNA, 5022 nt
Organism: Mercenaria mercenaria
Lineage: Eukaryota; Metazoa; Mollusca; Bivalvia; Venerida; Veneridae
Product: probable methyltransferase-like protein 24
Exons: 5
Coding region: 2467-3108 (213 amino acids)
Source: RefSeq, a predicted model, not a curated record
GCGGGACACGCGAAAGUCAGGUAUGUACAAACAGUUUAAAGUUGGAUCAAUCGUUUCAGCAACAAGGUUUCAACUCGAUUUCACUUUAAUAUUAAAACUUAAUCGUUCAUAUUAUUAAGGACUGCAAUAGUGGUAAAAGGAGCUUUUUAUUUGUUCACAAUAUCUUAAUCACUAUUGAAUUAACCGUUAACAACGAUACAUAUAGAAUAUUUUCCGUGUAAAUGUUAGGCAUUUUGGGCAAGAAACAAUUUAGAAUUUUCAAUUUUGGUUUUACUUGUCGAUGUAUUAUGAAAUAAAGUUGGGAUGUCUUAACAUAAUUAAGGAUCAAAUAGUAGCUGGAGCAUUAUAUUGUAUGUUAAACAGCUUGCAUGUCGUAUUGCUAAACGUCCGUCACAGAGGAUCUAUCGUCUUUUAUUAAAUAUUUUCAGUGUUUUAUUGAAAUAAUACUGGAGUAGUGUGUUUGAAAAUGUUUCAGUGAAGUUAUCUGUGAGUUAUAAUUAAAUGGUACUGAACUACACUUGUACAUGUACAAGUAGAAAAACAGACAACUCUUUUUAAAAUACCUUUUUUAAAAAGAAGUAGAGACAUCUACAUAAUGAUAGAACCUUUAAUUUUUAAAGUUAAAAGCUGAGAAAUUGAUUUUAAGUUUUCUAAAUAUCUUUUUACAAAGAUGUUUUUUAUUACAGGAAUUUUUAUCUUAAGACAAUAGUUUAAUCUGUGAGAUCGCACUUACCUCUGGUAAGUAUAAAUACGAUAAUUGUAAUGCAUUACCUGUGCAUCGACGGAAGGAGAUAAAAGAUGAGAUGAUUUGUCAUAAUACGAUACGAAUGCCUCCGAGGCCGAGUGGUUAAGUUCACUUGCUUCGAAUCACUUGCCAUUCGAAGAUGUGUUUCCAAACCCCGCUUUUGGUAUAGAAUUACAAAUGUAUUUCAUGCAAGGAAGCCGUCCAGCUGGUAAACGGAUGGACAGUGAUUCUACACAGUUACCUGUCCGUGUAAACGGAAGGACGAUGAUUCUACCCAGUUACCCGUCCGUGUAAACGACUGUGAAGAAAAAUCGACAGAGAGUGUGAAGUAAAUUCGAUAGCGAGUGUAUAGUAAAAUCAAUUGGUGUAAAGUAAUGUAGAAAGAGAGUGUGAAGUAAAAUUGAUAGAAAGCUUGAAGUAAAAUUAAUUGAGACUUUGAUGUGAUGUUGCCAUGCUCUUUCUCUAGAUGGUGCUGAAUGAACAUUUCACUUUCUAGCCUCAGUAGUAGAACACACUAAAUAAGACAGAAUCUCCAGCAUCAAAACGGCGGUCAGUCAUGAAAAACAUCUCUUUUGGUUCUUUAAUGCAAAAGAUUCCUUUUCAUAACUUUUAUUCUACACAUUACAAAUACGAUGCUAAGGUCAAAUCUUUUAUAUAGGAAUUCUGAUUGAGAUGCGCUAUACCCGUCGGUAUAUCAAGGUAUUGCUAAACAUUUGGACACGACCAUGUGUUUUCUAUAUCCGAUAAUUUGUUAUAUACAUGUUUGCAUCAACCACUUCAUUUCAAUACAACAAAAAAGGGAUAAAACCAGGACAUUUGAAAUUGUUCCGUAUAUACGGGAAUUCGAUAAAUCGAGGGCUCAGAGCGAAACUAGUCUAUCUGCUUCUAUUUCUAUAUACACUUAGACUAUCAUUUAAUGCGUUUUGAUUACAACUGCUUGAUCAACCAAAUUCUUAUUCAUUUUACAAGAUCCCUAUUUAACCCUUACUAUGCUGGAGAUGAUUGAUUCUGCCUUUGCGACCAGUGCAGAUCAAGAUCAGCUUGCACAUCCGUGAGGUCUGAUUAUGGUCUGACUGUUGUUCGCUAUUCAGUCAGUAAUUUUCCAGUAAACGCCCAUUCAAGUGAUAAAUAGUACUGCCCAAAUUGGAAGAUGUACCAGUCUAUUAUAGAAAUUUAAUAUGGUAACGGUUAAUCUACACAGCAUUCUAUACGUCUAAAGAGUUGAUAGUAGGAAUGUUUUACAUUUUUUGUAUCUUUAGUAAUGUCAAUUUCAUGGCCAAAAUAAAUUUUUCAAUGUGUACCUCAAAAACAAAUCCAGAAAUGUUGGUUUCAUGCAAAAUAAAAUAACAUUAAGUUUUAUUUUGAAAAACACGAAGGUAUGAAAUAAAGUCAAAAUGGGACUUUACUUGAACCUUUUCGGUGAUGAAUUAAAAACUAAUCAAGAUAUUUCAGAAAUUUAAGAAGUUCCGAUUUCUGUCCGUGCAAUUCUUAAAAAUAGUGCGUCAUAUAAAUUGUAUUGUCUUAUAUUUAUAAGGAAUUCCAGGAAAAGAAUGAUAAUGAAAUUAUGGAUCUGACUUUUUAUUUGCUUUCAGAUUAGUGACGCACCUGUAGAUACUGUUCUUACUGAGGUUGAAGGAGUCCAAGACUUUGCUGAUGAUCAGUUCAAUGUACACAAGCUUCCUACGCACCAAUAUAAGCUCUACGAGACAUUCUGGAAGUAUAUGAAUACAUUACAAAUUGUGUGCUCCUACCAGCAGCGUUUCGGACCGAGGGGCGAUACUGGGUACGAAGUGUGUGAGGACGAAAAAUAUCGACCUGGAAAACCAUGUAUUGUAUAUUCAUUUGGAUCGUUGUUCAUGUUCGGCUUUGAAGAAGACCUUAUUAAAUAUCACCAGUGUGAAGUACAUACUUACGACCCGAGUGUCCCGAUAGCAGACCACGUUAUUCCAAAGGGAGUAAAGUUCCAUCUCGUCGGACUUGGGGAUAAUGUGACUACAAACAGUGAAGGCUGGAAGAUGCAAACAUUUUCUGAUAUCCGCCGCACUUUAAAAACUAUAGAUAUAUUGAAGAUAGAUAUAGAAGGUGGUGAGUGGGUGUCACUGGCACAUGCACUACAGUCAGGCGAGCUAAGAUUUGUGAAACAGAUACAGAUCGAACUUCAUUUCUGGGGUCAACAGCGAGUUGGAAUGCCACUUGUUAGAAAACUUACCGUACUGAAACAAUUGUACGAACAAGGAUUCCGCAUUUUUAUGCACGAACGCUUCUGGACUGAUGAAUGUGAGAGAAAAAUGAGGCCUCCACAUCCUAAUAUUACACUAUGUGUUAUUCUAUCGUUUGUGAAUACUAAGUAUCAGCCAUAUUGACGAUUGUCUAAUUUCUGGGCCAUCACAAUCUAUUUGCCGGUUUAGCUUCAUGUAAUAUUAAUUAUGUAUUAUUUUUCAAAUGCAAUAUUUAUCAUCACUCAAUAAUGCAUUCAUUUGAUCAAAAUUAAUGAAAAUAUGUUUUGCUGGGCUUAUAAAUUUCUGCUAAAUGGGGUAUUUCCGUGUCUUCUGUAUAAUACAUCUCGUGUAUAGCUCCAUUAAAGCCCAAAUUUUAGACUAAAAUAAACGGAGAAAAGUCAGAUGAUAAUGACUGAAAUUUAAUGUCAGCAAACGUGUCACUUAAGGCAUGUAAAGACGACGACAAACCAAUACAAUUAAAUAAGUACGGGAAGACAAAUUAAUAAUAUACCCGCAUACAUCAACUAAACUUUAUCGCUAAUCAAUCACAGGCAAAUGCUACGAUUACCUUCUGAAAACGAUAGUUAUAAUUACAACAUGCAUAAAUAUUCACAUCAAUAAGGUGAAUAAUAUCAAACUGUACUAAUUAUCCACUGCACUGUCAAUAAAUGUCUCUUCAUUAAAAAGGAACUCAAACAUUACUGAAAAGUCAUAUUAUGUCUUUUUCAAGUGUCAAUAGCACUCAAUAUUCGAAUAAUACCAAGACAUAAAUGCUCAACCGAACACCAGCGUACAUGUGCUUAAAUGAUACUUUGUAAUAUUAUAUGUAUUAAUGAAAUAUUCUCGAGUGUCUCUUUAGAAACUGUCAAUCGCACUCGAUAUUCAAAUAACACUAAUAUACGGAAACAUACAAGCGAUACACUGGCAAUUUAAACAGUUAGUCAAAUACUGGAAUACUAGUGCAUGUGAAAAAUCUUUGAGUGUCUCUUUUAAAACUGACAAUCGUACUCGAUAUUUCAAUAUCACUUAAAUAUGAAAGGAUUUAUGAUCUAAAAAAUACAACGUUUAGUCUAUCACUAGCAUGAAUGUGCUUUAGGAUGUCAAAGCAAAAUUGUACAGAAAACAGGAUUCUAAACGUCCAAAACUCAUGCACAAAUAUUGUAGUUUCAUUAAAAACUACUCAAAUAAAGCUACAGCACAACACAAAUGAUAAGAAAAACAAAAGACUAAACAAACAUAUUAAAGCAGAUCUGGCUUCUUUCAAGAAAAAAUAAAUGCAAGGCAUUGGAAAUGGGUGGGCGGGUACUUAAAAUGUCAGUGUGACAUACUGAACAACUACGAACUAAGUGACGCUAAAUUUCGCGGUUUCAAUUUUAAAGUUGAGAGUUAUACCCAAUCAAAAAAGUAACAAACCAAAACGUACACCAAUGAAAACUCGGGAGUUAAUAAUUGGUUACCGGCUUGAACAAGGAUAUGAAGAGCAGACCGGGCUAAAGUUGGGAGUGCUUGAAUUAAAUAUUUUAAUCGAAUAAAAAUAAACCAGUUAAAGCCCAAUUUUUAGGCUUAAAUAAAUAGAAAAAUCAGAUGACAGGAAUUUAGUGACAGCAAACGUUUCACUUAAGGCAUGUACAGACGACAAAUCAAUACCAUUAAAUAAGUACGGGAAGACAAAUUUUCUUUUAAAUACCCGCCAACCCUCAGCCAAGCCAAACAAAAACCAAAAAAUUACAAAAACAAAUAAAGGCAACAAAAACACAAAACAUAUAACUUCCUACCUUACCGUAGAUAAGACAAAACUAGUCUGCAAGAAACGAAAUAAAUCUUGUAAAGUUAUAAAAGUUACCGACGCAAGACAGUGUAUGUUAAGGUUACCAAAAUGACUAAGAAAAAAUAUUCUAGAUUUAAGUCGAAGUAGAGAUAACUGUAAGAAAAAAGAAUCUUAAACGAUUAGAACCUUCUGUGUUAAGAUGUAAUCCACCACAUCGUUUGGCGAAUAAAAAAACGGAGGAGACCGUUAUAAGCUUAGCUUUCGGAUCUAAUCCUUUUUCAGCAUGUAUG